Helianthus annuus (common sunflower) is the source of this 1491-nucleotide messenger RNA. Its product is annotated as PKS-NRPS hybrid synthetase CHGG_01239-like. The record is from RefSeq and is a predicted model, not a curated record. The transcript is spliced from 4 exons. Lineage: Eukaryota; Viridiplantae; Streptophyta; Magnoliopsida; Asterales; Asteraceae. The coding region runs from base 1 to 1491 and encodes 496 amino acids.
AUGUCGGGUUGGGGUGACUUUUUUAAUGUGUUUGAUAACGAGGCGAAUCAGGGGAGUUAUGAUAACAAUGAAGAUAAGAAAGCGGGCGUGUUUGAUCUGAAUGCUCCGUUCGAUCCCAUUCUUGCGUCUGAUGUAGGUCAGGAUACUUGGGGUUUGGAUGCCUUUCAGCCUAAUUAUGCUGGUUAUUAUCCAUCGCAACACCCGGUUAAUUUUGAAGCCCCUCCUGUUAGUGUUGGACCGCCGACUGAUAGUUCUCAUUCUCCUCCCAUAAGUGGUGGACCGCCCGAGGGUCCAAAUGCUAACCAAGAACCUAGGUUGCUCAACGGGUCGUGUUCGCGGAAAUUCGCUAGCAUGGAUGAAUUGGUAGAGUGGUGUAGAGACGUCGGACGCGAAAAUGGCUACGCCCUCGUCACCAAACGCACUAUCUACGAUAAACCCCCAAGCGGUCAGCCGUUAAAAAUUUGGCUUACGUGCGAUUGUGCCGGCGAGUACAAAUCAACAGCCACGAUCAGACGCAGCGGGACCAGGAAAAUCGGUUGCAAGUUCCAACUGAUUGGAACAUACAGAAAGAGGUUAGGUUAUUGGGAUCUAAGGGUUGAGGAAGCUAAACAUAACCACGAACCAUCUCUGUAUCCAGAGGCUCAUCCGUCCCUAAUGAGGCUGACUCCAUCGGAAGAGAGGACGGUGGAGCAAAUGAUGCAUCAGAACAUAAAACCACGAGACAUUCUUGCUGCCAUUAAAGAACAGAACCCCCAUAAUGUCUCAACAAGAAACACCAUAUACAACGCUCGAGCCAAAUUGGGUCAAAUGGAACAAGUCGGCGAGACUCCAAUGCAGAUACUUUACGACCGGUUGGAGAAGAUUGGGUUUGUUUUUUACCAUAGAACAUCUCAAAACGGCGAACGGGUCGAGGAUGUUUUCUUCAUCCACCCGGAGUCGAACAUGUUGUGGCACGCCUUCCCGCAUGUGUUGCUUAUAGACUCGACCUACAAGACGAAUUGGUACAAGAUGCCGUUAGUCCAGAUUAUCGGUGUUACAUCCACGUUGAUGUCGUUUUCCAUUGCUCAUGCGUUCGUAAGCAACGAGAAACAGGAAAACUUCACAUGGGUUCUACAGAGGUUGAAACACUCAUUAGACAGUGUUAUGGAACCCCGUGUAAUAGUAACGGAUAGAGAUCGUGCCCUAAUGAACGCAUGUGCAACCGUGUUUCCCAGGGCUAGACAUUCAUUGUGUAGGUGGCACAUACAGCAAAACAUCUUCAAACAUUGCAGGCAAAGCUUUAAAACAGAAGAAAGUUGGGAAAGGUUUCUUUACAAGUGGCGCAAGCUAAUUAACUCAACGACCGAUCUUGACUACAACUACUGGUAUAUGAGCGAAUACGAUCAAAGUUGCCAAGUAAAGAAACCGACGAGAUUAUGGACUAUUUGGAUUCAAUCUGGUUACAACCAUAUAGAGACCGGUUUGUUUCGUUCUGGAACGACCAACAUCUGA